GCAGGAGUAUAUAUUGACAGCGAUGGGCGGAGGGUGGGCGUGCAACAAUGAAGUCCUCGGCUGUUUUCGUGCUUUUGGCAGUUGCCGUCUGGGGGAGCGACGGGGUGAUGGAGGCCGGAAGCCACGUGAAAACGGACGUGUGCACCCAUCCCUUCGUGGACAUCAACGGCCGCUGUUUGUUCAUCAACAACUUCGCCCAAAUGGACUGGGACGCGGCGCGCGCCUUCUGCGGCGGCUUCCAGGGCGACCUCGUCACGCUGGACGAAGCCAACCUGCUCGCUGAGAUCGUCGACUUCAUCAGCAAGGAAGGGCUGACUGAGCGCAGCUACUGGACCGGCGGGAGCGACCUAGCGUUGGAGGGCGAAUGGAUGUGGACCGACGGUACUUCGGUGCGCAUGGGGACCCCCACCUGGGGCGCCAACGGCCAGAGCCAGCAGCCGACGGGGGGCAGCAGCGAGAACUGCGUCGGCCUCGACAGCGACAACUUCUUCUUCUUCAACGACUUCCCUUGCACCACCGAAAUGUCUCUCAUCUGCGAGCUCAAGCUGUAAUGCGUGGUCCGUCGCCUGCUUUUAGUGUCAAAUUUUCAUCCUUGUUUUAGGUCUCCGAAGAUAACGGACUUCGACUUCCUUCAUUUCUUUCUUCAUUUAUAUCUGUCAAGGUAAUACUAUUCAACCCGAAAGCUGUACAUCUCUUAAAGAAAGAACAGAUACGUACAUUUCCAAUAUAAAAGGAAUUAUAAAGGGAAUCUGUAUAAGGCUUUAUAUUCCAGUAAAAUAUAUUCUAUACAGUUCUUGCAAAA
Molecule: messenger RNA, 802 nt
Organism: Penaeus chinensis
Lineage: Eukaryota; Metazoa; Arthropoda; Malacostraca; Decapoda; Penaeidae
Product: C-type lectin domain family 17, member A-like
Exons: 4
Coding region: 48-551 (167 amino acids)
Biological process (GO): biological process involved in interspecies interaction between organisms
Cellular component (GO): external side of plasma membrane
Molecular function (GO): carbohydrate binding
Source: RefSeq, a predicted model, not a curated record